UCCUUUUGCUCUCUUCUUCCUAUCCUCCCCACACACACACCUGAAAGCUUUUCUCUCAUGGAGACUUGGGAGAAGCCUAUCCCUUCAUCUCACCACCGUCGUCACCCUUCCUUCUCCUCCUCUCUCCUCGACCAAAUCUACCGCUCCAUCGACGAUUCCUCCCCUGCCUCCCUCGACUCCACUAGAAACAAGAAACAUCAUCAUCAUCACCAUCACCGUCAUGAGGUCUCUCCAGCUGAUCACCGCCGCUCUGUCGCCGCUGAUUUCGAGAGAUCCAUGAGGAGGAGUACUACCGCCACCGACUUUCUCAUACAUUCUAACUCCAGCUCCUCUGAUUCUAGCGGCGGUGCAUUCUCAUCUUCCGAGUCUGAUUCUUUCUACGGUCGCUCCAAAUCUUCUGCCUCCCCUCCUCCUCCGUCCAGUACUCGUCAACAACCCAAGCCUAUCCGAACAUCGACCGUCGACCACUCCUCCCCCCUCCAGAAACCUAAAGAACUCGGUGGCUUCUUGAGAACCAAGUCAAAAGCGUUAAAGAUCUACUCCGAUUUGAAAAAAGUGAAACAACCCAUCUCCCCCGGCGGCAGACUCGCUACUUUCCUUAACUCUCUUUUCACCAACGCCGCCGCAGCUAACCCUAAGAAGCAGCGCAAGAAAACCACCUCCCCCGUGCGCGUGGGAGAAACAGUACACUCCUCCUCCACCACAUGCUCCUCCGCCUCGUCCUUCUCCAGGUCUUGCUUGAGUAAAACCCCGUCGUCUAGCGGCAAAUCAAAAAGAUCCGUACGGUUCUGUCCAGUCAAUGUGAUCCUCGACGAAGAUUCCUCUACCAUUCCCAUGCCAUACACUUACAACAACAGGCUCUACGGUAGUAACGAAGAUAAACGCGACGUUAUGGAAGAGCAUCGCCGUGUCAUCCAAGCUGCCAAGGAUCUUCUCAGAACUUACCAUAACAAAAACAAGGUUACUACAACGUACGACGAGGACAUCAAGUACAUCGCCAAUGUAGAAGAAGACGAGGACGAUGAUGCCGCGAGUUGCGCGAGCUCUGAUCUAUUCGAAUUGGAGAAUCUCUCGGCGAUUGGGAUCGAGAGGUAUCGAGAAGAGCUCCCAGUUUACGAAACCACUCGUCUUGAUAAUAUGAAUCGAGCCAUUGCUACUGGCUUAACUGUAUAAUUAUUACUACUUUAGUUAAUGGUUGGGGUGAUUAGUUUUAGUUAAUCCGAUCGUUUUUUUUUACCCCUUGAGGGUUUUUAAUGUUUUACCGCUUCCUAUAAACGGUUUUUGUGUUCUCCUUGUUAAGUAACUUGUGUAUAAUUAAAAUAUAUCUCUUUGGUUAAA
Messenger RNA from Capsella rubella, 1338 nucleotides. Its product is annotated as protein BIG GRAIN 1-like A. Bases 58 to 1173 code for a protein of 371 amino acids. The transcript has a single exon. The record is from RefSeq and is a predicted model, not a curated record. Gene Ontology annotation, biological process: auxin-activated signaling pathway. Lineage: Eukaryota; Viridiplantae; Streptophyta; Magnoliopsida; Brassicales; Brassicaceae.